Molecule: messenger RNA, 3703 nt
Organism: Thecamonas trahens ATCC 50062
Lineage: Eukaryota; Apusomonadida; Apusomonadidae
Exons: 2
Coding region: 200-3631 (1143 amino acids)
Biological process (GO): regulation of transcription by RNA polymerase II
Cellular component (GO): nucleus
Molecular function (GO): DNA-binding transcription repressor activity, RNA polymerase II-specific; RNA polymerase II cis-regulatory region sequence-specific DNA binding
Source: RefSeq, a predicted model, not a curated record
CGACGCGACGGGCGGCCAUGUCGUGGUUCCGCAAGAAGAAGACGGAGCCGCGGACAAGCGCCUCCACACACAGCGGGGGAACACAGACUUUGCCAUCGACCCCUCGCUCUUUGCUGACCCGGUCUUUGACGCCGAGGGCAACGUCAUCGGUGGUGGGAGCGGAGCUGCUGGUGUUGCACAUGGACAUGCGGGUGGUAGCAUGGGCAUGGGCAUGGGCAUGGGCUUGGACGCUGGUGCUGGCCUCGGUGGUAUGGACCUCACCGAACUCAUGGGCGGCGACCCGUCACUCGCACGCUCCAUGCAAGUCACCGAUGCCGACCUCAACGAUCAGAGCCUGCUGGCUGAGCUUGCCGCUCUGGAAGCUGUCGCAGAGCGUGCUGAGCCACAAGCUUCGGUAUCGCGAUCGGUGCCCGAGAUGGAGGCACGCAUCCAGCAGCUCUCCCAGGAGACCACCGCCCUCAAGGCUGCCGGCGACUACGUGGGCGCGCGGGCAGCAUUCGCCGAGGUCAAGACACUUAAGGCUGCCAUCGCAGACGUCGAGGGUCGCACGUCGAUUGCACUGGUCGACCCUACAGGUGGGAGCGCGCCCGCGACCCCAGCCCCACCUGCACAAUCAAGUCCGUCGAUCUCCUCUGAUGACGACGAUGACGCUGUCCAGGUCCAGGUCACCGACGCAGACCUCAACAAUCCGGACCUCCUCGGCGAGCUGGCCGAGCUCUGCGGCCAUGACAUUGCCCCGCAUUCACCCGCCAGGUCCCCAAGUCCGCCGCCCGCAUCCAAGAGUGACGACGAGGUCGAGGUCGAGGUCACCGACGCAGACCUCAACGACCCGGAACUGCUGGGGGAACUCGAGGGACUUGGCUCAGGCUCAGGCGCACAUGUCGUGGCUCGUCCUACACCGAGCGACGCAGAGCGCGAUGCAAGCCUCGCGCAGCUUGAGGCCGCCAAGCGCGAGUGUCUUUCGGCCUGCAAGGCGGCGCGCGAGGCCGGCGACGCCGCCGCCGAAAAGGCCGCCACCGACCGCUACCGUCAGAUCACGGCCCAGAUUCGCAAGGUCAAGGCUGGCGGCCACGUCUCGCUACUCCCGACCGCUGCAGCUUCGCCUGCUUCUCCAACCCCUGCCACGCGCCUCGCCCAGCUCGAAGCCGCCAAGCGCGAGUGCCUUUCGGCCUGCAAGGCGGCGCGCGAGGCCGGCGACGCCGCCGCCGAAAAGGCUGCCACCGACCGCUACCGUCAGAUCACGGCCCAGAUUCGCAAGGUCAAGGCUGGCGGCCACGUCUCGCUACUCCCGACCGCUGCAGCUUCGCCUGCUUCUCCAACCCCUGCCACGCGCCUCGCCCAGCUCGAAGCCGCCAAGCGCGAGUGCCUUUCGGCCUGCAAGGCGGCGCGCGAGGCCGGCGACGCCGCCGCCGAAAAGGCCGCCACCGACCGCUACCGUCAGAUCACGGCCCAGAUUCGCAAGGUCAAGGCUGGCGAACCGGAGACACCACCAGAGCCAGACUCGUCCGACGAUGAGCCUGAGGUUCAUGUUUCAGAUACCGACCUCAACAACCCUGCCCUGCUCGGUGAGUUGGCUGCACUCCACGGUGAGUCGUCCGAUGCCGAGUCCGAGAGCGACGCGAACGUCCAGUCUGCUGCACCGAGCCUUCCCCAACUCGAGGCUGCCAAGCGCGAAUGCGUCGCGGCAUGCAAGGCUGCGCGUGAGGCCGGCGAUGCGGCCGCCGAGCAGGCUGCCACCUCGCGCUUCCGCGAGCUGUCGGCCCAGAUCCGUGCGCUCAAGGCAAGUGGCGCUGCAUCCUCGGAUCCUGUGCCUGCUCCUAGCCUUGCCCAACUUGAGGCUGCCAAGCGCGAAUGCGUCGCGGCAUGCAAGGCUGCGCGUGAGGCCGGCGAUGCGGCCGCCGAGCAGGCUGCCACCUCGCGCUUCCGCGAGCUUUCGGCCCAGAUCCGUGCGCUCAAGGCAAGUGGCGCUGCAUCCUCGGAUCCUGUGCCUGCUCCUAGCCUUGCCCAACUUGAGGCUGCCAAGCGCGAAUGCGUCGCGGCAUGCAAGGCUGCGCGUGAGGCCGGCGAUGCGGCCGCCGAGCAGGCUGCCACCUCGCGCUUCCGCGAGCUUUCGGCCCAGAUCCGUGCGCUCAAGGCAAAUGUCACAGAAGAUUCUUCGCCGGCACCGAGUCCAGUGGCUGAAAGCGUGACGCCGGCGCACAUUGACGCGCUGGCGCGAGCGUACAAGAAGCAGGCAAUCGCCGUGAAGAGUCAGGACAUGGAGCUUGCCAAGCUCUUGCUCCAUGUCUCCAAGGUGCUUCCGUGGUGGCUCACUGCAGAAGCCAAGGCGGCCGGCACUCCUGUUCCGCCAGCACCGACAUCGCUGGCGCUUGAUGGCUCGUUCCAGGCGCAGACCAAGACGGCAGAGACACAGAUUCGAGCGCUGGAGACACUGCGGGCCAAGCUCGAGGCUCAGCGCGAGGCGACUGAGUCGCUCUUUGAGAUGGCGCAGGCGACCGGUGACAAGAGCGGUGGUGCCAAGUUCCGAGCGAUGUACAACGAUGUCACACUCGAGCUUGGUCUAGUGGAGCGCGCCAUGGCGGUUGGCCUCCCGCUGCUCCCGACUGAUCUCGAGCACGCCGAACUGCUGUACUCGUUCGCUUGUCCACUCCUUGACGAGAACGUGUGCGAGGUGUACAUUUCCGGUGUGCGCGAGCUAGACAAGCUUUCACGAUCGAUGAGCGACUACUCGCCGCACCUUGAAAUUCGGUUCCCGUAUCCAUCGGACGAACCGCAGGUCAAGACAACGUCGACGCUCUCGGAUCUUGGCGAGGGCCUGGUGUGGUCGCAUCGCUUCGAUCUGCCGCGCAAGCGGUCAACGCUGCGGCUGGCACAGCGCAAGCGCAUCGCCAUUGUGGUCGUGCACUCACGCUUCCUGCGGAGCGACGUCGAGCUUGGCAGAGCCGAGAUUCCUUUGGAAGCCAUCCUCUCCAAGUCGCAGUCGACGCUCACUGUCCCAUUCUCGCCGCCCAACUCGAAGAAGCGGACCAAGGCUCAUGUCGAGGUCUCGCUCUCGGUCCGUUAUCCGUUUUCAGAGACCAAAACCGCCGAUCGGCGUAAGUACGCCGUCGACUGGAUCUCGCUGUAUGGCCGCACCUCUCCGCUAGGGGGCGGCGGCCAAGCUGCGUCGGCGUCCUCAUCUCCGGCGGCCAAGCCGGCAGCGCCAAAGUCACCGGCGCCAGCCUCGCGCCCGCCGCCGACGUCGUCUGCAGCAUCGGACCUGCCGGACAGUGCCAUCAUGGACGAGCACAACUGUGCUGCGAACAUGGUUUCGGCCGAGGUUCUCUCCUGGUACAUCGAGGAGCUCGGCAAGGAAGUGGCAAGCGCGAGAGCCCGGCGGCUGCCGCAUGCAGACGCACUGAGCACCGAACUCGAGGGCGCGCAGUUUCAGCUGCAGAUCCUGGGCGUCCAGGUGAGUACCGGCCAGCUGACGCCGGCCGACUAUGUUGCCAAGCUCCGCACCAAGAUCAGCAGCGAGAUCACGCUGGCCAAGCAACUCCGCGCCGCCGGCAAUAAGCGUUCGGCGCUUCUGACCAUGAAGCGCAUCAAACUGAUGAAGGCUGAUGUCGCCCAGGCUCAACAGGCGCUGUAAACACCUUCGACGGUUACGAGAUGUCGCACUGCGCCAGUUUGUACAUCCCGUGGAUAUAAAGUGGGACGCCGA